This is a messenger RNA of Coniophora puteana RWD-64-598 SS2, 982 nucleotides long. RefSeq names its product alpha beta-hydrolase. Bases 4 to 789 code for a protein of 261 amino acids. The record is from RefSeq and is a predicted model, not a curated record. Gene Ontology annotation, molecular function: catalytic activity. NCBI's taxonomy places the organism in Eukaryota, Fungi, Basidiomycota, Agaricomycetes, Boletales, Coniophoraceae. The transcript has 3 exons.
CGAAUGCCUCGCUCUCAACCCUCCAUUCCUGGCAUGCCCAACACAGUCCUCCCCAAGUCCGUCUGGGGCUGCCCUUCCUCUCCCAAGCGCGCUGUCCUCAUCCACGGCCUCACUUGCAACUCACAAUCAUGGCACCGCGUCGCACAUGGCCUUGCUGCACAAGGCUACUUUGUUGUCGCACCUGAUCUUCCUGGUCAUGGUGCCUCGUCGCGCUCUCCGCGCUACUCCUUCUCGAGCAUCGUCAAGGAAGUCGAACAACAUUUUGCAACCCUCGGUCAUGUCGACUUGAUCAUCGGCCACUCUUUUGGCGCUCUCGUCGCACUCGCACUCCUCCAGUCUCUUCGCUCGGCCCAUCGGCCUUCGCGUGUUAUCCUUCUCGAUCCUCCCCUCGAAUUCAGCUCGUUCAGAUAUUCGCAGUUCUUCCAGAUUUUCCGGGAUGCGACACGCCGAGCAACCACACCAGAAGAUUAUCGCGAGGCGUUUCCGAAUUGGACGCGUGAAGAUGCCGCGUACAAAUCCAUGGCUGACGCAACCUGCGACCCUGCAAUCAUCGAUUCGCUGUUCGAGGAAAACAAUCCGUGGUCGUUCUCACACCUCCUGCGACACGUCCCUCCUAAAACGAAGAUUACCGUGCUCGCUGCCGACCCGUCAUGUGGCGCGCUCUUCCGAGCAGAAGAAGCAAUCUCGCACCCUUUUAUUCGGACGCUUGUCCUUCCACGAUGUACCCAUUGGGUCCCACAAGAAAACCCACGAGCGAUACUACAGGCCGCGAUGGAGCUCGAAUCAUGAGAAACCUCAUUCUUUCUUUUGGGCAGUCGGUUGAUAUUAUGUCAUGCAUCAUUUAUACCUGGGAUACCAUUCUGUAAGCACAUGUUACCAUACGCACGCACGAUAGCAUACUCGUCCCCCUCGACACUUAGCGAUAAUUAGCAUCAAUCAUCUUGCGACUACUGUAUUGUUAAUAGUCUGACAACAAAUGCCC